Messenger RNA from Arctia plantaginis, 954 nucleotides. The record is from the annotation of a GenBank genome assembly. NCBI's taxonomy places the organism in Eukaryota, Metazoa, Arthropoda, Insecta, Lepidoptera, Erebidae.
AUGCCACAUCCUUUUCAUGAUUCAGAUGCCUCAAAUGAUAAUGACCCUGACUAUAAUCCGGAACCAAAGAAAAAACGUCAAUUACUAUCAGUACUGAAUACUUCGGUGAACUGUUUCGAGCAUAGUUCAAGAGAAAAUGGUGACAAUGCCAAGGUGAAUGAACAACAUACGCGUUUAAAUAUUUUUGAUUCAACAGAAGCUUUAACGACAGUUCAAAAAAAUUUACCCUUAAAUCCUAGCACAGCUUCUGUUUCAAGUAAUGAAACCGUUUGUUUGGAAGAUAACAUUGCCGAAAUUGCUUGUGAUGCGGCUAGAACCCUUCAAAAAAAAUGUUCUAAUGUUAGGAGAGAUUCUAAUUCAAGUGAUGCAACGAUUUGUUCUUUUAGUAUAUUACAAGAUAAUAUUGAAGAUUCAGUAACGUCUACUAAUGCGGCACAAAUCUUUGCUGUCGAAGAUGAAUACAUAGUUCAGUCGUGUGAAGUUAACGAAUGCGUAGAAAAUGUUUUCAGUUCAUGUCUCCGAUGUUCAAUUUUGUUAUGUUGGAAUCACUUCGAUAACAAUAUAACUUGUAAUGAUCAUCAACAACCACGUCCCAUUUCGCCACUAUGUGAUUUAGGUUCUAAUGUCCUUAAUAGAUUGAUGCCAGAAGAUUUUACAGUUGAAGGUUCACCAAGAGAAAUUGUCAUUCAGAAGAAAGAAAAGAUAUCUAAAAAGGAGUUGAAUAAAAGAAAUAAAAAUUUGGGAAAGGAAUAUACUACGCAAAUAACAAAUAAAAUUAUACCUGAACGACAACUUGAACCAGUAUGUAAUGUAGAAAACUGCAAGAGAAUCAAUCGUGAAUGUGGUGUUUUCGAUGAAAAUUCUCGUAAAACAUUGUUUGAUGCUUUCUGGGCGUUAGGAAGUCUACAAUCUCAAAGAGAAUUAAUUGAAUACUAUAAUAUACUAUUUACAUAA